UUCUUGUCGGGUUGCCGUAAAGCACUUCGGUCCUUCCCAACUUGGAAAAUGGCGGCUAUUCCAGAUGGGCCGGUCAAGUCAGAGACUGAGUUAGAAGUAAAACCGGACAGCGUUAACGAUAUCGCCGGUAAUCCUAAUGUCGUGCAAGGAAUCGGAGGAACACCCAAGACUAGCCCCUCUGUUGCGGCUACUGUUGCCUCUGUUACACCUCCGGACAUUACAGACCGACAGACCUUGCUGGCGGUGCUGCAGUUCCUUAAGAAAAACAAACUACUUGAGUCCGAAGAGACGCUGCGAAAAGAGUCUGGUUUGUGUUUAGAUAACGAGGAGCAAUCAGGAUCGGUAGAUGGCGGGUCUGUAUGUGCUACUGGGGACGCAGAGGGCAGCGAUGCUUCCCUUUUAAGUCGCGUCUCUGGGGUAACGAGCGCGCCUGCAGCUGCGGCUGUCACUGGUGCGCCGGUACCUGCAAAAGUGACCUCUGCAACCUCUGCAGGAGAUGACCAGCCAGAUGUAAGUGUGGUGCUGUCAGCAUAUAGCCAACAGGGGGACCCUGCUCUCUACCAAGUGUAUUACAGUGGGCUGAAAAAGUUUAUUGAGUCAGUUUUGGACUGUCACAGAGCUGAGCUUUCUCAGGUCUUCUAUCCACUCUUUGUCCACAUGUACCUGGAACUGGUCUAUAAUCAGCAUGAGGCAGAAGCCAAGGACUUCUUUGAUAAGUUUCAUGGAGAUCAGGAAUGCUACUACCAAGAUGACUUGCGUGUAUUAUCUGGAUUAACUAAAAAGGAGCAUAUGAAAGGAAAUGAAACACUUCUUGACUUCAGGACUAGCAAGUUUGUCCUGCGAAUUUCUAGAGACUCUUACCAGCUUCUCAAGAGGCAUCUCCAGGAGAGACAGAACAAUCAGAUUUGGAAUAUUAUCCAGGAGCAUCUCUACAUUGAUAUUUUUGAUGGCAUGCCAAGAAGUAAGAGCCAAAUUGAUAGUAUGUCUGGUAGUCUGGCAGGUGAAGCCAGACGAGAGGCAAACAAAGCAAAAGUUUUUUAUGGACUCUUAAAAGAGCCAGAAAUUGAAGUGCCGCUGGAUGAUGAAGAUGAAGAAGCUGAAAAUGAAGAAGGAAAGCCAAAAAAGAAAAAGCCCAAAAAGGAUAGCCUGGGUUCCAAGAGUAAAAAACAAGACCCGAAUGCUCCACAGCAAAAUAGAAUUCCCCUACCAGAACUUAAAGAUUCUGACAAGCUCGACAAAAUAAUGAACAUGAAAGAAGCAACCAAAAGAAUCCGACUUGGUCCAGACAGUCUGCCCUCAAUUUGCUUCUACACCUUUCUGAAUGCAUACCAGGGAUUAACAGCAGUUGACUUCACUGAUGAUUCUAGUUUGAUCGCUGGAGGUUUCGCUGAUUCCACUGUCCGUGUAUGGAGUGUUACACCAAAGAAGCUUAGGGGUGUGAAAUCUGCAGCCGAUCUCAGUUUGAUUGAUAAAGAGUCUGAUGAUGUAUUGGAAAGGAUAAUGGAUGAAAAAACUGCAAGUGAAUCAAAAAUUCUUUAUGGCCAUAGUGGACCAGUAUAUGGGACAAGUUUUAGUCCUGAUAGAAACUAUCUUUUGUCAUGCUCAGAGGAUGGCACUGUAAGACUAUGGAGUCUGCAGACCUUCACGUGCCUUGUGGGGUACAAAGGCCACAACUAUCCUGUGUGGGACACACAGUUCUCACCAUAUGGAUACUACUUUGUUUCUGGAGGGCAUGACCGAGUAGCUCGCCUUUGGGCAACAGAUCAUUAUCAGCCUUUGAGGAUGUUUUCUGGCCACUUAGCGGACGUAACCAGCACUCGUUUCCAUCCAAAUUGCAACUACGUAGUGACUGGUUCAGCUGAUCGAACCAUUAGACUCUGGGAUGUGCUAACUGGUAACUGUGUUCGUAUCUUGACAGGACACAAAGGCCCAAUCCAUAGUCUGGCAUUUUCACCAAAUGGGAAAUUUUUAGCAUCAGGAGCAACUGAUGGAAGAAUUUUGCUGUGGGAUAUUGGGCAUGGGGUGAUGAUUGGUGAACUUAAAGGUCAUACGGAUACUAUAUAUGCACUUAAAUUCAGUAGAGAUGGCGAGAUUUUGGCAUCUGGUUCAAUGGAUAAUACUGUCAAAUUAUGGGAUGCCACAAAAGCCUUUGAUGACAUAGAGACUGACGACUUUACUGCAGCAACCGGACAUAUAACCUUACCAGAAAACUCUCAGGACAUAUUAUUGGGAACAUAUGUGACAAAAUCGACUGCUGUCGUACAUGUUCAUUUUACACGAAGAAACUUACUUCUUGCUGCAGGAUCAUAUAACCCUUAGAGGUUGAAGAAAUAACAUUCAUGUGCAGUGCACAUUAAAAUGGAUGGAAACAAGGAUUGAUUACCAUGGCUUUGAAAGCUUCUUGGCAGCAGGCUGUUAUUUACAAUAAAGACUUUAGUACAUAUUUAAAUACAGCAGAAGGUGGUUGAUGGUAAUGGUUGAAUAGAAGUUAUCCUUCAGUGAUGAACUUUUAUUCCUUGUGUUGCUUUGAUUGUGAUCAAAUUGAGGUAUUGAAGGGAUUUCUAAAAUUGCCAACAUGAUUGUGAAUCAACAGUAGGGAAUUUUUUUUUUUUUUAAUAUGUUAAUGUACAAAGAAAAAGCACUGCCAUGGAAUACGAUUUAUUUACCUUACGUUUUGAGAAUGGCAAGGAGUAUGAUGUUUUUAUAUUCUCAGAAAAAAAUGAUACACUGCCCUCACCUACUUUCUGGCUUUACUUCUUGGCCAGUAGCCAAUGUAAGAACUGAUGAUAAUCAUGUAGAAUCUGUAAGAUUAUACACAAACCACUUCAUUUCACAUCUUUUAAUUUAUUGAAGGCUGGAAUAUGGAGAAAAGUGGUCAAUUUUCUAAACUCCACCAACACAUUUUGGGACACAAAGAAAGCAAAAGCAUUAUCAUUGUCGUCUUUAUUUGUCUGUACAGUUUUUAUACCAUUUUAUACCUUGUAAAUAAAAAAAAAGUUUAUGAUG
Messenger RNA from Polypterus senegalus (gray bichir), 3006 nucleotides. RefSeq names its product TAF5 RNA polymerase II, TATA box binding protein (TBP)-associated factor (gene taf5). The transcript has 11 exons. Gene Ontology annotation, cellular component: transcription factor TFIID complex. The record is from RefSeq and is a predicted model, not a curated record. Gene Ontology annotation, biological process: transcription initiation at RNA polymerase II promoter. The coding region runs from base 49 to 2319 and encodes 756 amino acids. Gene Ontology annotation, molecular function: protein binding; RNA polymerase II general transcription initiation factor activity. Lineage: Eukaryota; Metazoa; Chordata; Cladistia; Polypteriformes; Polypteridae.